Molecule: messenger RNA, 588 nt
Organism: Salvia hispanica
Lineage: Eukaryota; Viridiplantae; Streptophyta; Magnoliopsida; Lamiales; Lamiaceae
Source: RefSeq, a predicted model, not a curated record
AUGGCAAGCCUUAAUAUAUAUGAAGUUUUGAUUGUUCUUUAUUUGUUUGGUGCGACGCAAAUAAACAGUCGGAAAAUAGGUGAUGAAGUAGAUGAACUCAAGCUCAAUUAUUUAUGCCUCAAAAAUGAAAAGUUAGCCAAAAUUCAAUUCUACGCCCAAGACAUAGUGGGCGGCCCAAAUGCAACAAUUCACGAGGUCGCACGCGCCGCCGUCUUCACAGACGCGCUUCUUUCCUUCGGGAAAGUGUUCGUCAUCGACGACAUGAUCACUGCCGGGCCCAGCGCCGACACAGAGGCGCUGGGCAAGGCGCAGGGCAUCAUGACCUCCGCUGACAUGGCGAAUGCAGCGAUGGCGAUGAGCUACAACGUCGUCUUCACGUCAGGGGAGUACAACGGGAGCAGCCUCAGCGUCGCCGGCCGGAAUGAGGUGGCGAAAGAGCGGCGCAGGCUGGCCGUCGUUGGGGGAACGGGGGUUUUCCGGUUCGCGCGUGGCUACGCAGUGUUCAGCACCUACUCGAGCGCAGUCAGAGAGGAUUCCAGCCUCUAUACCGUUAUAGAAUUCACCAUCUACUCAACCUUUUGUCCCUAG